GAUGGAGGUGGAAAUCUGCCUUCUGUUGGACUACUUCGGCGGUUCUUCCGGCCGGCUUCAACCGCGCCGAAUCAUGGCCGCCGAGGCGGUCGUCCGAGGCGGGGAAAACCCACGGCAAGGGCAGCUCAUGAAUGCCUUCAAAACGCAUAUGGUGGCGGAGAUUUUCUGGGACUUUGACCCUGAGGACUCAUCUCUGAAGCCCGGCGCGCUUCAACGACUGCUGGAGUUGAUGGCUCUGGAUGCAGCGACUUCCUCCGACUUCUUGGAGAUUUCUCACCUCGCCAGAGUCAUCUUGUCCAAGCGAACAGUGGACGUUGCGCUUGAUGCUGAACGCCUGGAGGAAUUUCAGCGUGCUGGCUUGGACUUUGAAGAUGUGAAGGAGCUCCAAAUCUUCCAGACCUUAGCGGAUUGCGUUUGCAUCUUUGACUUUUUGAAGUCCCAAGGCUUCCACGGCAGCGAGUGUAUGGAGCUCUUCCGCCAGCGCCUGCGGGUGGUGCGUGAGUUGUUGGAGGAAGAUCGUUCGGAUCCUUGGCUUUUUGAAGAUCUGGCCAAACAUGGCUUUAUCUGA
Molecule: messenger RNA, 568 nt
Organism: Cladocopium goreaui
Lineage: Eukaryota; Dinophyceae; Suessiales; Symbiodiniaceae
Source: the annotation of a GenBank genome assembly